Molecule: messenger RNA, 1566 nt
Organism: Amoebophrya sp. A25
Lineage: Eukaryota; Dinophyceae; Syndiniales; Amoebophryaceae
Source: the annotation of a GenBank genome assembly
CGUCCAUUGGAGAUCCCGAAAGUUUAAUCUAAAUGGAUCUGCACACUUUUGAAGUAGAUUCAAGAUCUCUGCGCGUACGUCCCAUGUCAUUCACUUUGACGUCCUCACUCAUUUUGUUGAUGUGAUAAUUUUUUUCCAGGGAACAACGAGAUUGUGUGGUUUAGGACGUCUCGGCAGACUCCUUCGUUUGUAGUAGAAAGACACUACUACCACAAAAAUGGUACGGGUUAACCAGAUCAAGCUCAACCAGGUGGUCUCCAAGGCCAAGUCCGUCCGAAAGGCGGGCAAGAACAAACCGAUGAAGCUCCGAAAGAGCCUUACCCCGGGAACCAUCGCAAUUGCACUUACCGGUCAGUUCCGUGGCUCCCGUGUUGUCGUGCUCAAGCAGCUCGAGAAGAGCGGUAAAAUCUUAAUUUAGAAAUGAUAGAGCCAUUCCCUAUCGAAUGAUCUAAGCGUACCUGCAUGGCAUAGUCAAGGACGGACUGGUGACUGCAAAUUUUUCAACUCUAAGAGAUGAAUUCGCGCAAUAUCUAGGUAUUCAAUUGUCCCUCAUAAAAUCUGAGCAGAGCCAAGUUGUUUAUUCACAGACAAACCACUCAUAACUCCGCUACAACAGGUCUCUUGCUCGUCACCGGACCGUUCAAGGUCAACGGUGUCCCGCUCCGCCGCAUGAACGCUCGAUAUGUCAUCGCUACUUCUACCAAGAUCGAUGUCUCCAGUGUCGACACCAAGAAGUUUACCGAUGAGUACUUCGCUCGCGCUGACAAGGCCAAGGGAAAGAAGGGUACUAACUGGCCUAAACGAACAUACGUUUUGCUUGCAUAUAUCGUGUACGACUGUCUAGCUUUGUGCGAAGUGUCUUCUAGGUCGCACAAGAAUUGGUAAAUUUCUGUGUGUUGGAAAAUUGCACGGAAAUUUACGAGAAGUCUAAAAUCUCUAGAUUCUAUUUUCUACAGUAGGAUCGUUCACUUCGCCUCCUUUUUACACUCGUUCAGGUGCCCCUUCCUUCCUCGACAAGGAAAAGAAGCCGGAAUUGAGCGCCGCUCGCAAGGCCGACCAGGCUGCCGUUGACAGCAAGCUGUUGGCGAAGAUCGAUGCCGUUACCAAGAAGUAUUUGAAGAGCAAGUUCGCUCUCUCCAACGGCGACAUGGCUCACGAGCUCAAGUUCUAAGUACCUCUAGUUGAGUGGAGAUCAUCAUAGAACAAAACAUCCGAAGAAACAGUGCUUCACGGGAGAGUGAAGCCUAAGUGCCGAGCUGGAGGCCCUGGGUAGUUGCGAAUUGCGGUCGGGGCGUACUCAGAAAUGAUGGGUCAUGAUUGAUCUAGCACGUAAAACUGCGAAGGAAGGUUGUGAUCUCAGAAGUUUCUCUCAUGUGCUCUCAUGUAAAUCCGGCUACUGCCGAGAAGAAGCCACAAUAAACAUCGCGCCCGCCAAGGCGGGGCUUUCUAACGACCGUGCUUUUUCCUAGAACGACGCGUGUCCACCGCUGGUGUACGUCCCACGAGAAGCGUGAAAGUAUAUUCGAUGCGUGCUAAAAGGCUCGAUCGAGAGAUUCUAAGAGCGAC